This is a messenger RNA of Musca domestica (house fly), 2611 nucleotides long. RefSeq lists its product as uncharacterized. The coding region runs from base 906 to 2249 and encodes 447 amino acids. The transcript is spliced from 3 exons. Lineage: Eukaryota; Metazoa; Arthropoda; Insecta; Diptera; Muscidae. The record is from RefSeq and is a predicted model, not a curated record.
AAACUCUUCAAAGGAUGUACUACAGGUCCUUUCCAUUGAUUUUCCAUGGAAAACGAGCACACAAAGAGAAUUAGAAAAACAACAUUUGACAGUUAAUAAGGAUAUGAUAAUGACAAAUGACGAAAGUAAAUGACAAAAUACCUAGCAAAGGAAACGAGAAGUUUUUCCCAAAGAGUAGACACAGAAUUGCAGCAGAAAAAUAAAUGAAAAUAUAUAUUUUUAUCAACAAAGAAUUUAAGUGAAAAUUUAGAAUGAAAUAAAAAUGAAUGAAAAAUAAAUAUGAUUAUGUGUGUAGUUAGUAAAGAAACUGAGAUUUAUUAAAACAAUCGUAAUUCAAUAUUUUACCUAACACAAGGAAGUGAAAUAAAUGUUAUAUAUUGAAGUGUUUUUUGUAUAAACAUUUUUAUAUUGUUUGUGUUCAACUUUUGUAAAUCUUUAUUGGUUUUUAAAGAAUUCAUGGAAAAUUAUUUGUAGCGUUUGGAAAAAUUUAUAUGUUUCAAGGAUAUUCUGCAACCUACCCCACUUUUAUAUAUGUUUGUGUGUGUGUGCGUGAGUGUGUUUUGCUGUUUUAUUGUGAUCCCAAUAAGAAAGGAAUUGCAUUUUGCCACCUAGGAUAAGGGAAAUACAUCAAGCAACAAACCAACAUUAAAUCUCGACGUCCUGCAGUUAUUUUACAUUGUCUUCUUGGCACGUCCACACGACAUUAAAAAAGGACCUCACACCAAAACCAUUUUGGAGUCUGCUUAUUAUUUAAUCGAUAUUUAACUUCAUUCUGGAAUAAUUUAACGUUGCUAAGGAAAUCUGUGGCCCACCCCGCUCACCUACAUUUCGAAGGCCCAACAUAUGUUUGUCUAACUUGCCCCUCCCCAGCUGUUUAAAGUUAAAUCUCUUGGACCCCUUCAAAUAUGUAUAAAACCAUACGACACGGUGAAAAUAGCCUCCAAUAUACCAUUCUACCACAAAAUGAUGAUUUCCGCCUUGAGGGUAAAAUCAAAUCGGCCGGCUCGAAAAAAUCAAAAAAUAAAAAACCUCGCCGAAGAUCUUUUUUUGCCUAUUUAGGUUUACUGUUUGUGUGUACGGUCAUAGUAGGAGCUGUUUUGGUGCCAUUUUUGGUAUCUGCCGGUUUGCCCAAUCCAACAGAAUGGUUUCAAAAGACCAAGGCAGCCUUCAGCCGGGUUUCCAUGCCCAGCUCAAGCACCGUAACAAACAAGGAACACAAGGAAAAUGGUCCCAUCAACUCACAGCAUACGGGAAGUGCUUUGGCCAAUGCCAUGCUAAACAAGGGCAAUCUGAUGGCUUUGAACAAAGCCAAUGUGGGUAAACCGGUGAAAAUUAUCAACAAGGAUGGGGUGGAGAAGAUUAUUUUGAAGUUAAAUAAGACCAGUCUCCAGGCAGCUGAUGCUAAUCUUGAAAACAAGGAAAUCACAAUGGCCCCCAUGCCAGAGAGUGCCAUUGGCACAACAUUGAAGGAAGAUUCCAAUCAAAAAAUCACCAUUCAUGAUUUGGGGGAAAUAACCAACCAACCAAUUACCACCGUCCAGACGCAAGUUAUCAAGCAGGAAACAACUAGCAAGCCUAUGGCAACAACUGCUACAGCAGAGGUAGUACUUGCCAGUACAACAAGCCCUGCACUUAAUAGGUCAAUCAUCUUAAACUCCGUACCCAAUGUACCCAGGGCCUCUUUGCAAUCUUCAUUGAAUCAAAGCAACAAUUCCACAUCAUCAUCAUCAUCGUCCUCUUCUUCAACCCAACCCACAAUGACCACACGCAUCAUGCAGGUACCAUUGCUUAAAUCUACAGCCAAGAAACCGGCCAUACCACCAGUUUUAGUGAAAAAUCUUUCACCUAUACAACCUACACCUGAAACCAAUAACUACAACAACAACAAUUUGAAUGAUAUCAUUCCCUCCAAAACGCUAACAGCCAAUAAUAAAAUGUCUAACACAAUGACAGCGUCUACUACUACUGGACAAGAUUCUGAUUGGAUUCACACUCAUUGGCCCUACAUAGAUCCAUCCACAUAUUUUCAAUGGAAUGGUUAUAAAACCGAGGAUAGCGUGCUAUUGCCAGCCUUAUUGGGUUUCGCUUUAAUUGGUGUCAUUCUCAUCAUAACGGUCUGUUUGGUGGCACGCAACAAGAGGACCAUUGUCACUUCGGUUCGAAAGAGGAAUCGUAAUGAUAUUGAAGAAACUGGCGGCGAGGAUAAUACCACCUUACUAACCAAUACCAAUUUAUCAGAUGAAGAUUAAAUCAAGUUCCAGCAGUGGAGAGAAAAAUCGUAAGAAAAAAACUGCAAUCAAUAUUUUUUUUAAUUCACGCAAAAAAUGAAGCAAAAAAAUAAUUUAAUGGAAAUUUUUGUUAAUUUUGAAUGAGCUUCACGUUUAAAGCAAAGACUUUACUUUUAAUUUUUUUUAUAAAAAAAAGUAAGCGAGAAUUAUAUUUCCUGUAUUAUUUUCAAACCACAGAGAGCUGCAUUAUUAUUAAAACCUAACUUAUACAUGAACAACAAUUAUCAUUGACAAGAAAAAAUAAUAAUAAAAAACGCUUAUUUAACAAAAACGAGAACAGCUCAUAUUAAGCAACAACAAUAACACAAAAAAAAAACAUUAAA